This is a messenger RNA of Trifolium pratense (red clover), 538 nucleotides long. RefSeq names its product flowering-promoting factor 1-like protein 1. The transcript has a single exon. NCBI's taxonomy places the organism in Eukaryota, Viridiplantae, Streptophyta, Magnoliopsida, Fabales, Fabaceae. The record is from RefSeq and is a predicted model, not a curated record. Gene Ontology annotation, biological process: regulation of flower development. Bases 85 to 429 code for a protein of 114 amino acids.
UCUAACCACCUCACAAAACCUUAAAAAACACAACAAACUUUGUUCUUGUUUCUUUCUUCUUGCUCCUUUUGCACUAAUCCAAGAAUGUCGGGGGUUUGGCUUUUCAACAACACUAACGGUGUGAUGAGGCUAGUGGACGGCUCAGAGGCCAUGGAAGGCGGUCGCCAUGGGUCAGGUGGACGGCGCAAGGUUCUUGUUUACACUGCAAGCAACGAGAUCAUCACAUCCUAUGCAGUUUUAGAGCGAAAGCUUUAUUCGCUAGGAUGGGAACGUUACUACGAUGACCCUGACCUCCUUCAGUUCCACAAACACUCCACCAUUGAUCUUAUCUCCCUUCCUAUGGAUUUCAAUAGGUUCAAGUCCAUGCACAUGUAUGACAUAGUUGUGAAGAACAAGCACUCCUUUGAAGUUAGGGACAUGAUGAUGUAGGCCAAAAAAAUUAACUACAAUUAAUCCCUAUGCAUGACCUUGUAAUUAAUUUGGAUUCUUGGUUUUGCUUCUAAGUCGUAUGUGUGAUGGUUUGAUUUUUUAUUAGUGU